AAUAAAAAACGUGAAAACCAAAGAGUAUCCCUCUCUCCAUUCUACAAUGCCACCAUUUACACACACUAAAACACAUACACAGGUUGACUUUCUCCUUCUCUCAUGGCGGCAUCCAGUCGCCACCGGAAAUUUAUGGAAGACACAACCAAAGCCACCGCCAUAGAUCGGUAUUGUACGACUCAGUGUAAUCUGCCUCUGAAUCCUACAGGCGUUUGCGUGUCCACUUGCCACUACAUAUGUCCUUCCAUUUGUCGCGUCAUCGACUCGUCUCCUCCACCGUCGUCGUCGUCGUUUUCGCCGGCCAACAGUCCUUACCCAUCAUUACCGAUCACUAAACAUCACCAUCCACCACUCUCUCUACCUCUCAGAAUCUCUCUCAUCUUCCUCUUCGUCACGUUCUCCCUCUUCUUCCUCUACACCCUCUGCAAACUCUCUGUUGUGUGGUGCCGAUCCAGAUGCCACCGCACUCCGCCGCCACCUUCUCCGGAAAAUUAUGAAACCAAUGAUAACGAAUUAGUAGAUCACCCCAUCUGGUACAUCAGGAGUGUCGGUCUUCAAUCAUCGGUGAUAAACGCCAUAGCCGUUGUGAAUUUCAGCAAAGAUGACGGUGUUGUCGAGGGAUCUGAUUGUUCUGUUUGUUUGAGUGAAUUUGAAACCGACGAGACGCUUAGAUUAUUACCCAACUGUAAACAUGCUUUUCACGUAUCAUGUAUUGACACAUGGCUCAGAUCACACACAAACUGUCCUUUAUGUCGUGCCGCAAUCGUCAAUAACAUCGUCGAUUCGCCAUCGCCGGAGCUAAACACCGAUGAAGUUGGGCUAAUGGGAGAACCGGAUUUAGGGAUCUCACUUCCUGUGGACGAUAACAGAGGAGAAGCUAGCGAAAGUGCUGAAUUGAGAAUUGGGGAAACAGAUGAAGAAGAUGCAAACAGUAUAACAAAGGCAGAGGUGUUGAUCAUCAGAAGGUCAGUUUCUGUAGAUGAUUUAGAAGUUUCUGAUCAUCAUGAGAUUCCAAUUCAAUCUGUUGAUGGCGAUUUGGGAAUCGAAUUGGUAAAGAUUGAUCAAAUAACAGAUAACAAUCAUCCGAUGAGAGAUGGGAAGUAAUCAAAAUCAGAGUUUCUUAAAGAUUUAUGAUCAGUGCUUCGAUCAGAAGAUCAAUGGAAAUCAACCCCAGAUCGAUUUGAAAUUUGUGGCAACAGCAACCGAAGAGAUAAACCCCAACAUCAAGUUUUUUUGCCUUUGAUUGCAUCUUGUUCAAAUUUCGAUUUCAAAAGGCAAUUGAGUUAUGGUUGUUUCAAGUAAUUAUUGGGUUUUUAUGCUCAAAUUUCAUGCCAUUAUUAUGAU
This is a messenger RNA of Cynara cardunculus var. scolymus (artichoke), 1344 nucleotides long. Its product is annotated as RING-H2 finger protein ATL54-like. Gene Ontology annotation, biological process: protein ubiquitination. NCBI's taxonomy places the organism in Eukaryota, Viridiplantae, Streptophyta, Magnoliopsida, Asterales, Asteraceae. The transcript has a single exon. The record is from RefSeq and is a predicted model, not a curated record. Bases 103 to 1104 code for a protein of 333 amino acids.